AUGUACUGGACAAGCGAGCACGAUGUCCUGUUAUGCAGAGAGGUUGUUUCCGAGAAUCCGUUCAAAACAAGAAAGGGUUCGUCGCAAAGAAGCGAAAUUUGGGAUAGAAUAGCCAACACUUUGAAUACCUGUCCCAAGCCUGUCUUUUCUGUGGAUAAAAGGUCCGUAAGGGAUCAUGUGGGUAUUCUAAUUAACCGAAUCAAAAAGAAAUUGAGAGCUGAGGAAAGGAGCUCGGGCAUCGCGCCGCCCGAGCCCACAGAACUUGAAAACUUGGUGAAAGAAAUUAUGGCUCUCGAAGAAACAGCUGAUGCAGAAAUGAAAGAGGACGACGAAAGUGUGAAAGGAAAGGCUGAAAAAGAGAAGGCAAAGGCCACAGAUAUGAGACUUAAAGCACUUGAGAAAGUGUCGGAGACGAUGAAGAGACAUUCAGGCGAAAUUGAUCAGGAAAAGGUAAAGAAAAGAGAACGGAGAAGCGGCAGCGAGACCAUGUUGUUCCUGUCCAAAAAAGCGGAAAAAGACCAGGAACUUAAACUUGAGGAACUCCAGCAAAAAAAAGAGCAACACGAUUUGGAUGCAAAACGUCUGCAGGCGAGCAUUGAUCAGCAACGCCAGUUUCAGCAACAACAAAGUGAAAUGAUGCGUCUAAUGCAAGAACAACAACAACAGCAGCAACAGCAACUCUUGGCGUAGCCUGCUAGCAAGCUCUCCUGUUUGGGCGAGUAAAACGGGUCUCGCGAGAACGUGCGAGCGAGCGGCGAAGCCGCGAGGGGCAGAGGAAAGGAGAGCUUGCAACCAUCCCUUACAAAUUUUCAUUUGUACUUCGCCCAGACGAAGGGAAAUACCAUUGGCUGAAAAAUGACGUUCCGGAAAUCAAAGUUGAUUGAUAACAGGCCUAGCUGGCACCCGCUUCGUCUGUGUGUCAAAUUUGGUUCUCAGGGGGAUCAGAUUGGUACGGAGAACUUGUUUCAGCCCUCAAUGCAGACGGGCUCGUUAAUUCUCGCAAAGAGAAUAUUGCAUGUCGAGGAUAAGUCGGAGCGAGUUUGUAGUUCUUGUGGAAGGAAAAUGAAAACCCUUCACCAGUUGUAUUCAUUUGUGUUAAGCGCCUUGUUUAGUUCUGAAAACCGGCAGAGUGAAAGUGAAGAGUGAUUAAAGCGCUGUCUUCCAACAUCGGUUUCUUCGCCCGAUUGAAUUCUGCUGGGUAGAAAAAUUCAGAAACAUGUACUUGACAGUGUAGCUGUGUAGCUUGACCGUAAAGAAGGAAAAGAGAAAGAGUUGGAAGCAACUGGAGUAAACCUUAAGAGCAUCAAGUGCAGGAAAACGCUAUUCUCCAGUUCCAGACGGACAAAUAAUUUUUUGUUGGUGAUUGCGAUGGGGAGUAGUCUUCUACACUGCAGUAUGGACGACUUUUCAAAGGUAAACGAAGUAAAGAAUCAAAGUAGUGAGUUCUUAUCCGAGCAGACACGUUGAAGUUCGAUGUCCCCGUGAAAAAAAAAAACAUAUCAGUGAUUAAAAACAUUGCCUUGAUGCUGUUGCGAAAGCGAUUUAUAAAUAAAUAAUUCUACGCUACUUGACAGGCGGUUGUCACUUUUGUAAUCUGCGGCACGUUUGCGGUGACAGUUUUCACGCUUUGCGGAGUCCCGGGGUUUCCGGGGUGGAAAUGAAAAUUUGUAAGGGAUGGUUGCAAGCUCUCCUUUCUUCGGCCCCUCACUCGCGCGUUCUCGCGAGGCUCGCUUCGCUUGCCCAAAUCGCGCGUUCUCGCGAGGCUCGCUUCGCUUGCCCAAAUAGGAGAGCUUGCUCGCAGGCUACUCUUGGCGUCACAACAACUGAUGUUGAGACAGCAACAAGACCAAUCUAAAGCACUGAUGAGUUUGUUGGAAAAACUUGUGAACAAACAGCUACCUAAUUCACUUAAAAUUCACCAGUAUUGCUGGUAUAGCUGUCGCUUGAUUUUGAAAACCAGUUUGUAUAUUGUAUUAACUAUUGUCUUUGUUUUGACAAGAGUCACGACCAACGUUUUCUGUCAGCGAUCAAUGUUUGUAUUUCAACAGUGGCACCGCAUUUUUCUUGUGCCGAGGAGCCCACCUUUUGUUUUGUCCUAUUUGCAGUUAUCUCAUUGUAUGGUGGCAUAUUAG
This is a messenger RNA of Porites lobata, 2132 nucleotides long. NCBI's taxonomy places the organism in Eukaryota, Metazoa, Cnidaria, Anthozoa, Scleractinia, Poritidae. The record is from the annotation of a GenBank genome assembly.